CGCGCGAUUCACGCACUCUCCGAUUCUCUCCCCCUUUAUUUGACUCGCAGUCUUCCGAUCUCUCUUCGGCGCACUCACCCACGCCUACAAUCGAAUCCCCUCGUUGCGUUGACUCAGCUCAACGAUCAGUCUCUCUUUUCUUCGAGACUGAGCGGAUCAAGUAAUAGAAGUUCGACAAGGGAAAAAAUUGCUUUAUUUUUAAAUUGGCGCGCGUAGGAAAUUUAAAUUUUUCGGCGCUUUUGCCGAUAAGAUGUGCUGAUAUUCGUGAGUUCAAAUGGAGGAUUCGGGCGAAAGUGAAUAAUUAAACGCCGAGAAAGAGAGAAAAAAAGUUCGAGGGACAAGAAACAAGAAGAAUAAAAAAAGAAAGAAAAAUACGAGUCCGGUGUAAAGCUGCCCGGAAACUGAGCGAAAAAUCCUUGACCCUUUCCUCUGGAGGCACUCAGAAGGCACUCAAGAUCCAUCGCUGCCAGGAGAUGCCGGCAAAUCAAGUACCACGGCCGACAAGGUUAUGACACAGAUAUACCAGAGAUCGAGAGCGCGGGCAAAGAUGAGGAUCAGUUUGCCAGGGGUGGGCAACCCCCUGGUACAGGUGAUAGUGGGGACGAAGGUAGCGCAGGACGGGACGACGACGAGGAUCCGGAUGAGCAACCGGCACCUCUGAGAAUGGCAGGUAAUCGCUUGCCGAUCGGCUUUUAUGCCGCCGAAAGCAGAGACGACGAGGAGGAGGAUCCGGAUGAACAACCGGCACCACUGAGAAUGGGCAAUCAGCGGCCGAUAGGCUUUUUGCCGUCGUUCACCGGACCGCGCCAACGUGCUCAACACGCGCAUUUCAACUUCGAUCCUGAAGCGCCACCACCCUCUCCGCCUCGUCCGAAUCCGCAACCGCAGAUGUGCCUACUUGAAAAACCUAUUGAUAACAAAGUCAAGAGGCACAGCAUCCAUGGCAUGAUGGAAGAUGAGAACGUUAUAAGGCCACAUCAAGAGAUGGACAAACUCUCGCUGGCUGACAAGAAGUUCUUGCUAGCUGUGGAGCGCGGUGAUGUAGCUGGCGUAAGAAGUAUGCUGGAUGACAAACAAAACAAUAUAAACAUCAACUGCUGCGACCCGCUGGGCAGAUCGGCACUAUUGAUGGCAAUUGACAACGAGAAUUUGGAUAUGGUGGGCUUACUCAUCGACUUCAAAGUCGACACCAAGGACGCGCUUUUGCACGCAAUAUCCGAAGAAUUCGUUGAGGCAGUAGAAAUGUUACUGGAGCACGAGGAGAUGAUGCAUCCAGAUGGCGAAGCCCAUAGCUGGGAGCGACUAAAUCCUGAAAUGGCAACCUUCACUACGGAUAUCACCCCCCUGAUACUCUCCGCACACCGGGAUAACUUCGAGAUUAUCAAGAUCCUACUCGACCGAAAGCAUACACUGCCGAUGCCUCACGAUGUCCGCUGCGGGUGCGUCGAAUGCGUAAAAUCGCGUAACGAGGACUCGCUACGACACUCGCGUAGCCGCAUAAACGCUUACAGGGCACUGGCCUCGCCCUCUUUAAUCGCUCUCUCCUCCCCGGAUCCCAUACUCACAGCCUUCGAGCUCUCGUGGGACUUAAGGCGACUCUCCUUCCUCGAGCACGAGUUCAAGAACGAGUACCAGGAGCUUCGAAGGCAAUGCCAGGACUUUGCCACUGCCUUGCUCGACCACACGAGAAGCUCGUACGAGCUUGAGGUGCUUCUUAAUCACGAUCCCACUGGACCAGCUUUCGAGCAUGGGGAUCGAAUGCAUCUUAAUCGUCUUAAACUGGCGGUCAAACUCCGACAGAAAAAGUUCGUAGCUCACCCCAAUGUGCAGCAGCUGCUAGCGUCCAUCUGGUACGAGGGUCUACCGGGUUUCCGACGCAAGAACAUGUUACUCCAGGCUAUGGACAUCGUGCGUAUCGGCGUGCUCUUUCCUGUCUUCAGCGUUGCCUACAUUAUUGCGCCUCACAGUACCAUCGGCCAAACAAUGCGCAAGCCUUUUAUCAAGUUCAUCUGCCAUUCAGCAUCCUACUUUACUUUUCUAUUUAUGUUAAUACUGGCAAGUCAAAGGAUAGAGAGCGUAAUGGGCGUCUGGACGGGUCAGGAUAUUUCAGAGCAUGAGUACGAACCAACGAAAAGAGGUGCCGCGCCAACUAUAGUGGAAUGGUUCAUCUUAGCAUGGGUGUCUGGUCUGAUUUGGUCGGAAGUAAAACAGCUGUGGGACGUGGGCAUGGAAGAGUACAUUAACGACAUGUGGAACGUGAUAGACUUCGUGACGAACUCGCUGUACGUGGCAACUGUAGCAUUGCGCGUCGUCGCCUAUUACAGAGUACAAAUGGAAAGGGAACGUUCCGAGCCCGGUGUCCCUAUUGUCGAACUUCAACGCGAGCAGUGGGAUACUUGGGACCCUAUGUUGAUUUCCGAAGGUCUUUUUUCGGCAGCAAACAUAUUCAGUUCGUUAAAGUUAGUCUAUAUAUUUUCGGUGAACCCUCAUCUCGGGCCACUACAAGUGUCGCUGUCGCGAAUGGUGAUGGACAUCAUGAAAUUCUUCUUUUUAUACGUGCUCGUGCUCUUCGCCUUUUCUUGCGGCCUCAACCAACUGCUAUGGUACUACGCGGACAUGGAGAAGAAGCGAUGCCCAUCGAUGAUGCCUCACCUCGCUAAGAACAUCACCCAGGAGGAUACGAACGCGUGCAUCGUCUGGCGGAGAUUCGCAAAUUUGUUUGAAACUAUACAAACGCUCUUCUGGGCGGUUUUUGGCCUAAUUGAUCUCGAAAGUUUUGAACUGGACGGCAUCAAAAUAUUCACAAGGUUCUGGGGCAUGCUGAUGUUUGGCACGUACUCCGUUAUUAAUAUCGUCGUCUUAUUGAACCUUCUCAUCGCCAUGAUGAAUCAUUCCUACCAGUUAAUUUCCGAACGCGCUGAUACAGAAUGGAAGUUCGCACGCAGCAAGUUGUGGAUAAGCUACUUCGAGGAAGGAGGUACUGUGCCGCCACCUUUUAACAUCAUCCCUACACCAAAAAGCGCCUGGUAUGUCGGCAAAUGGAUUUACCGCAAGCUAUGCGGUCACAGUAAAGCUGCCAAGACCGAGCAUGCGCGCACCAUCAGAAGAAAAAAGGAUCAGGCGAGUAAGAGGGAUUCCCGAUACCAAGGGAUAAUGAAGAACUUGGUGAGGCGUUACGUGACGGUAGAGCAACGUAAGACGGAAAACGAAGGCGUAACGGAGGAUGACGUGAACGAGAUCAAGCAGGACAUCAGUGCAUUCCGUUGCGAGCUGCUCAACAUCUUGCAUAAGUCGGGAAUGCAAACGGAUGUCACCUCCGGCACGGGUACCGACGGUAGCGUGAAAGAGUUGUCCUUAGGUGUGGGUGGCAAGAAGAAUCGUCAGAAGGAGCGUCGACUGAUGAAAGGCUUCCAGCUUGGUUCGGCCGUCGGCAGCAGCACCUUGCCAUGCGUCGCGGAAUUUAUGUCAGGACUCCGCAACGAGAUGAGUCAACAGACGCCGGAUGGAUCAGGCUACCAUCAUGCAGAAAAUUUUGGGAGUACCUACAGUGGUAUAUUUGGUGGUCCCGGUACGACGCCCAAAAGAAAUCCUCAUCACAUAAGUACAAACAGCGUGCCCGGGUUGGCUUCUUGUCAGAAGCCUUCCAGGGACUCGAGAAACGGCUCGAGGAAAAGACGCUGGGGCACGCUAAUCGAGGCUGCCAAAUCUGGCAGAGUUUCUAGACUUAUCGGCCGUUCACGCUCGCAAGACUCCGUCUACUCCCCAGCUUCCGAAGACGGUGGUUCCCGUUCCGAGGGCUCGUCCGACUCCAAAUCUUCCUUAGACGCGCCGUCUCAGGACUCUCACUACCCGCAGCACUCGUCCCACCAACACGGAACACAUCACCAGCAUCACCGUCACCAUCAUCAUCAUCAGCAGCAGCAGCAGCAGCAGCCUUCGCAGCAGCCUUCGCAGCAGCCUUCGCAGCAGCCAUCCCAACAAACGCAAUCUCAUCCAACAAACGAAGGCCACCACGUGUUCGGCUACGCAUUGGGUCCAGCCUUGGCGGCUCUCAGGCGUAAGCGCAAAAAGUUCUCGGCCUCGCGCUCCUCCACCCCGGCGAUGACGAGUAGCGGCAACAAUAGCGCCAGCCAGUCCACCACGAUGGAGUCGAUGAUACAACCCAUCACCUCGGUCUUUGCCUCGCGUGCUAGCAAAAAGCAACUGCAACGAGCGAGUAGUGUUCCGACGCGUAGCCCUGAGAUCACUAUCCAACACGAGGUACCACUACGACGACACGAGACGACUCAAAGUCAACAGCCUAGUCUAGAUGAAGCUGCGACGGUCGAAGCCAAGAACCAAGGUGGUGUAGCAGCGGUCGCGAGUUCGACGGUGGACUUGACCCCAUCCACCACCGAGGAGAGUGUGUUGAGCGCGAGCACGUCGGUGGUCAAACGCAACGGCUCGGCACAGCGGCUACCCCCGGGCAUUGAGCCCAUCACCGGACACGACGCAUCUGCUUCGACUGGCUGGCUCUAAUCGACACACACACCUUGCACAAUCAUGCUAAAGCCUCUAUCGAAACUAUCUGUCGUUGUCAGUCAGCUGAGAAGUCGUCUCGGAUUGAAUUGCGAAUUUGCGGCUUCUUCGGGGCUGGUUAUAGCCAAAUAGAUGUAAAAAUCAUGGUCUAUGGAUUGAUUUUCGAGCGAUAACAAUUCCGAAAUGAAGCGCUGGGAAUCACUUGUAAAACUUUUUUACAAGCACUCUUUCUAAAACUUCACAAUUUGAGCUUGCGGAAUUCAAAUAACUCUAAAAUUCGUUUCCUAUAAAACAGUUCUACUCAUUUUAAUAAUUCAAGUAAUUAGAUUACGACUAUUAACUGUGCAAUAGUACAUUUUAAAACACUCUCAACAUUCUAAAUCGUUAUCUUGAAGGUAAUUGUACAUCGCUUCGAUUACAUUUUCAUGAACACGAAAUCAUUUGUAUAACAUUUUUUAAAGAUGGUGUAAAUGAUUUUAACUCAAUGAAAAAACUACCGAACCAAAACUACUAUCAGCUCUAAGUACACCACCAUUACUGCCAAACUAGAAGUGCCACGUGGGUCACCCGUCGUAAGCCCAAAGAAGGAAACAUAAAAGUAAUUCUCAACCGCGCGGUCGGGUAUUUUGACGAAUCAUCAUGAAAAAAAAGUUACAUGAAUAUAUAUGCCUAUUAGUCUAUAAUUGUAGUUUAAAUAUUUGUACAUUACAGUAAUGUUAAUUUUAACUUAGAAUUUAGAAAUCAAAAUAUACAAAAUAAUAUAGACAUACUUACAUAAGAUGUAGAUCUUUUGCAGAUUUGGUUCAGGAUAGAUAAAAUAUAAGAAAACUUCAACACUAUCCUCAAUUUUGAAGCAACAUCUACUAUCAUUUUAAUAUUUUAAACAGUUUUAAUAGAAUGCUAAUAAUUUUUUAUGUGGCCUUAUUUGUGUAAUAAUAUA
Molecule: messenger RNA, 5458 nt
Organism: Phymastichus coffea
Lineage: Eukaryota; Metazoa; Arthropoda; Insecta; Hymenoptera; Eulophidae
Gene: Trpgamma
Product: transient receptor potential-gamma protein
Exons: 20
Coding region: 664-4518 (1284 amino acids)
Biological process (GO): manganese ion transport; calcium ion transmembrane transport; regulation of cytosolic calcium ion concentration
Cellular component (GO): cation channel complex; membrane
Molecular function (GO): protein binding; store-operated calcium channel activity; inositol 1,4,5 trisphosphate binding
Source: RefSeq, a predicted model, not a curated record